GAAACUCACCAUAACCAUCUCCGCAAUCCCUUUGCCAUGGCUGUGACGUCACCGGGGAUGGCUGCUGGCCUGAGGCAUCGCGGUUUCUGCCCGGACCUCAACAAUCGUCCUCUCUUUGAGUACUAACAAGAAACUAAUAUCCGCUGUCUGCUCGUUCAUUGGCCUCAGGCACUCCCUUGUGCAAUAGAGAUAAAACUGUCCAGUCUAUCAAAGACGCAUUCACGUACCAAGCCAAUUCAAAUCAUACGGUACCCCAUCCUGCCGAUCAUCCACCACCACCCCACAUGAGCUCCCGUCCAUCCCACCGCAGGAAAAAGGAACCCGAUCCCCCGGCGAACAUCCCAUACAUAACCCACAUCCAUGAGUGAACUGCAGAAAUCCUUUGCCAAAGCAAAGCUGGCCAAGCUACCCCCCGAGGCCCCACCGAUCCCCAUGCACCCCCGCGACGAAGAUGAUUCCGAGUCCGCCUCGUCGACGGGGACGGUGGUUCCCUCGCCCAGCCGGCAGCUAUUCGCCAGAUCGCGGGGAUCCAAUUCCACCGAAACCCUGAACUGGUCCGACUUCUUCACCCAGGAACUCUUCCUCGUCCAGGAGACGGACUCCGCCCGCAUAACGCACCAUGUCUACCUGACACCGCCGACGAACUCGGGCCCGCUAUUCGUCAUGCACCACGGCGCCGGAUCAUCGGGUCUCUCCUUCGCGACCUGCGCCGAGGAAAUCCGGAAGAUCCUCCCCAAAGCGGGGAUCCUCUCUCUCGAUGCGCGGGAUCACGGCCAAACAACAACAGUCUCGGGGAGCGGAGACAACACCAUUGAGCUAGAUUUAAGUCUGGAAACGUUGAAUCGGGACCUGGUAUUCGUUGUCCGCGAGACACAGUCGAAGAUGGACUGGGAGAGUCUACCUGACAUCAUCCUGGUAGGACACAGCUUAGGCGGAGCGGUCGUCACCGACGUAGCGAAGAAGGGCGAGCUAGGGCCGAAGGUGCUGGCUUAUGCGGUCUUGGAUGUGGUCGAAGGUUCAGCAAUGGACGCUCUCCAAAGUAUGGAGAAGUACCUCUCUACACGGCCCUCUAGGUUCCCCUCUCUUCCAUCGGGCAUCGAAUGGCACACUCGCUCCCGCACAAUCCGCAACCGAACCUCCGCCCGAGUCUCCGUACCCUCCCUCCUGUACGAAGAAACCGCGCCAACCGACCCCUCUAAACCAUGGGUCUGGCGAACCAACCUAGCAGAAACCAAACCCUUCUGGGAGAACUGGUUCGUCGGCCUAAGUAAAAAGUUCCUCGAAGCGCGCGGGGGCAAACUACUUCUCCUAGCUGGAACAGAUCGACUGGAUAAAGAAUUGAUGAUUGGACAAAUGCAAGGUAAAUACCAGCUUCAGGUCUUCCCGGAAGCGGGCCACUUCAUACAGGAGGAUCAGCCGGUCAAGACGGCUCAGGUUCUGGUAGACUUUUACAAGAGGAAUGAUAGAAGUGGUUUGAUCCUGCCGCCUAAGGUGGCGGAUAUGCAGGCCUCGACAGCCAUGAAGCAGGGGGCUGGGGCUGUUCCGCCCUUCCCACCGCCGUUUGGGAAGGGACAGGGCUCUUUUCAUAAACCAUAGAUGGCUGGCAUAGAUGGCAGGGUUUCGGCUGUUUGUAUCGUGUUGAUUAUUAUAUCGAUACAGCGUGCGAGUGUACAAAGAUUUUACGAAUACCAUUAGAAUAUUUAUGUUGAUGUUGAUAAGCUUAGAGCGGUAGCAUCUGUUGCUUGGUAUUAGAAUUGGAGCACUCUUUGCGACCUUGUCCACUUUAUACUGGUACACAGUCGAUUGACA
Messenger RNA from Aspergillus alliaceus, 1809 nucleotides. It is a transcript of the gene ppe1, whose product is annotated as putative ribosomal protein/carboxylic ester hydrolase (Ppe1). Gene Ontology annotation, biological process: protein demethylation. Gene Ontology annotation, molecular function: protein methylesterase activity. The record is from RefSeq and is a predicted model, not a curated record. Lineage: Eukaryota; Fungi; Ascomycota; Eurotiomycetes; Eurotiales; Aspergillaceae. The transcript has 5 exons. The coding region runs from base 361 to 1596 and encodes 411 amino acids.